ACAAAAGAUGAUGUUCUUCAUGACCGUCUUGGGAUUUGCUAAGUACCUGCAGCAAGAUCCCCCCAGCCCAAUGAAGCAAGUGACCCUCUCGUGGCGAUGGUGAACCAAGCAUGGUUCCACAACAACUAUCUCGCUAUCAACAUUAUCCUGGAGGGGUUGGGAGAUUCGUUGUACCCCGUCUACGCCGGUGCAACGCUCGCCAAGGAGCUUUGGAAUAGCUUGAACAAAAAAUAUCAAGCUGAAGAUGUCGGCACAAAGAAGUUCAUCGUCGGGAAGAUGCUGGACUACAAGAUGGUCGACAGCAAAUCUGUUGUCGCCCAGGCUGAGGAGCUUACGGUAAUCUUCAACAAGUGCAAUGAAGAAAAAGUAGGCGUCAGCGAGGCCUUCCAAGUGGCGGCCAUCAUCCACAAACUUCCCAGGUCGUGGGAAGACUUCCAAGCCGACCUCAAGCUCAAGAGAACAGAGCUGAAUCUAGAGCAACUGCUCACGCGGUUGAGGAUCCGAGAGGAAGGGCUUGCUAGAAGAAAUGGAGGGGCAAAGGCGAAUGUUGUAGAACACCCGUCGGGCUCUUCACAUGGCGGGAAGGACAAAAAGAAAAUGGGUCCUAAGGGUGGUGUUUCAAAAUUUGCAGGGAAAUGCUACAACUGUGGCAUUACCGGGCAUCGUUCCUCUGAUUGUAGGAAAAAGAAGCCACAAAAGGGAAAGAAGAAACCCACUGAAGCCAUGUGUGCGGAGCUUGACAACUUGGACCUCUGCGCGGUCGUCACCGAGGUGAAUCUCGUCGGGUCAAACCCGAGGGAAUGGUUUGUGGACACAGGGGCCACACGCCAUAUUUGCUCAAACAGGAGCAUGUUUCACGACUUCCAGGAGACCUCCGGUGACAAGGUGUGGAUGGGCAAUUCGGCCCAAUCAGAGGUUCAAGGGAUUGGAAAGAUCAAGCUGAAAAUGACCUCCGGCAAGGAGCUCACGCUCAACGACGUGCUCUAUGUCCAGAAUGGUGUUUGAAUCAGACAAGCUAAUUUUGUCCAAGAAAGGGAUUUUUAUUGG
Molecule: messenger RNA, 1047 nt
Organism: Cuscuta campestris
Lineage: Eukaryota; Viridiplantae; Streptophyta; Magnoliopsida; Solanales; Convolvulaceae
Source: the annotation of a GenBank genome assembly